Molecule: messenger RNA, 1973 nt
Organism: Sarcophilus harrisii (Tasmanian devil)
Lineage: Eukaryota; Metazoa; Chordata; Mammalia; Dasyuromorphia; Dasyuridae
Gene: NOL7
Product: nucleolar protein 7
Exons: 8
Coding region: 356-1369 (337 amino acids)
Cellular component (GO): nucleus
Molecular function (GO): RNA binding
Source: RefSeq, a predicted model, not a curated record
GUUAGAGUUCAUCAUAGUAGCUACCGGCCAUAAAUCACCUACUAUGUGCCAGCCAAUUUUAUAGAUGAGAAAAUUGAGGCAAAUAGGUUGGGUGAAUCUGAACUCGGGUCUUCCUGAAUGCUCUUAGUAGGCGUACUAUAAACCAUGCUGCACACGUGUUUGAGCAAAGGAGAAAGGUUCUCCGUAACGUCAUCGUGCCUUAAAUCCCUGCAGAACGUUUUUAAAAUUCGGAAUUUGAAAAAAGUUAGAAUUUUAAAACUUGGUCCAGUCUCAGGGUUCCACAAAAACAGACAGCGCCGUGGUGUGCUAAUUCCUGGCUUGGCGGCAGCAGAAUGAAAUGAUAGGCUCAUAAAAAAUGGGUGGGUUGUGCAGGAUAGGAAAGGAUAGACAAGUAAAUCUGCAAGGCAGCCACUUACACCGCACGGCCCUCUUGCCGAGAAGAGCGCAUGCGCAAAGCCAGGUUAGCGCUUAUCAAGCGGAGCCGAACCUUCCAGGCCUGUUGGCGGCGGUAGCGGCAGCAACGCCCACGCAGCUCCAACGUCACGCGACUUCCUCACCUCCGCGGAGCGGUUUCCGGGUCACGGUGCCGGUGGGAGAGAGGAAAAUGGUCAACCUACGGCCGCGGAGGCCUCGCCGCGCGUCGCCAAUCGGGGCGGUGCUGGACCGGGAGGACGAGAUAGAAGAGUCGGACUCGGAAGGGGAAGAACCGGACUUGGAGUUCCCCGACGGCGGCCCAGCGGCGGAGACGGGAGAGGAGGAGGAAGAGGAGGAAGAGGAGGAAGAGGAAGAUGAAGCCCCCGAAGAGUUGACGUUUGCCAGCGCCCAAGCGGAGGCCAAGAAAGACGAGCGGCGCCUGCGGGACGCUCUGCUCAGGGACAAGCGGCUCCUGAAGGAGAAGAGGAAGCGGCGGGAGGAGCUGUUCACGGAGCAAAAGAAAAGAAAACUACUUCCUGCCACUCUUCUAGAAGAAUUAACUGCAGCUCCCCAGACAAUAAUAAAUGAAUCAUUACCCAGAUUGGAAAAAGGCAAUGCAGAAAAUGAGAACAAGGAGGAAAAAGAAGAAAAAAUGUUUCAUACACGCGUAAAGAAGAGGUACGUGGCUUGUAGACUAAAGGACCAAGAUUUGAUAGACUUAAGGCAGCAAGCAGCCAAAGGCUUCAUACAGAAGUAUUUAUAUGGUCGAGGGAGCAACAGAACUACUGUAAACAAAUUUCUUUCCCUUGACAACAAGAGAUUGCCAGUUAAAAAACCUGCAGUCCAGUUUGUGAAUAAUAAUUGGGGAGCAGAGAGAAAACAAAGUGCUAAGAAGUUCAAAAAACAAUGGAUGCAUAAAAAGAAGCUAGCUUCCAGAAGACCAAAUAUUACAUAAAUCCCCUUUUUAAAAAUGAUCACACUGUUAAAAGAUCAUGCAGAAUUUAUUAAAACUACUUUGCUGUUUUUUAGAACUUGUUUGUUUUCUUUUUAGAACUGUAUACUUUGUUUCCAUUUAUGUACUAGUCUUUUUUAUCUAAUAAGAAUGCUCUUAUACCAGAUUAAAGAUUAUGAACAUUCUGAAAUGACUGGAAUUGAGCUCCAUACUCCUUUUAUAUAGGCCAGAUUUUUUAGAAAUUAAGAAGAGCAAAAACAAGAACAACUGAGUUAACAAAUACCAAUCAAGGAGUAAGCUCUUUUCUCAAUGUGGUUUCUGCCACCUUUAUUGUUAUUGACAGUCACUUUCUGGCUACAACAGAUACUUCAGAAUGUUAUCAUUGGAAUGCUGGUCUAUGGAACUCGGACCACAAAAAAACACCAUGAGUUAUAAUAUGAAAUGAAUGCUGAAGGGCCUGGGCCCUUUGAGGCCAUUAAUUAAGUUCAAUCCUUUCAUUUUACAAAUAAGAAAACUGAGGUGCAAAGAAAUUAAAUGACUUGCUCAGUCACAUUGGGUCUGAAACAUCAUUUGAAUCUAGCUGCUUCAAAAACAAGAAUGGAAAGUU